UUUAUCCCUUCUGUCAAUAACCGUUCGGUCUGGUUACACUCUUGUCAAACGCAGGGCGCAGGCGAACGACAAAAGUAAAGUAGAGUCACUCGGAGCCAGCCAUAAGUGCAGAAAAUAUACAAAAGAAUUCGAAUUCAGAUUGAAAAUUCGUGAGAAUCCACAUUAUACUAUUAAAAGUGUACCCGAUUAAAACGUGGACGAAAUAUUAAACAAUACGAAUUGUUUAAUAACAGUGUUUUAUAAGUUUUCGCAAACGCAAGAAAUUAACUAUAGAACAAAAUGAGUGCUGGUGGCAUGGGAGAGAAAAGAAAAUUGUCUACAUCGGGCGAUUCUCUAUAUCAAAUAUUGGGACUUCCUAAAACAGCUACGGCUGAUGACAUUAAGAAGACUUACAGAAAAUUAGCACUUAAAUACCAUCCAGAUAAAAAUCCAAAUAAUACCGAUGCCGCCGAGAAAUUCAAGGAAGUGAAUCGCGCUCAUUCUAUAUUGAGCGAUCAGACGAAACGUAAUAUUUACGAUAAUUAUGGUUCAUUGGGUCUCUACAUUGCCGAACAAUUCGGUGAGGAGAAUGUGAACGCUUACUUUGUGGUGACAUCGCCGGCGGUGAAGGCGCUUGUUAUUUGCUGCACUAUUUUGACAGGCUGUUGCUGUUGCUGCUGCUGUUGUUGUUGCUGCAACUUCUGUUGUGGCAAAUUCAAGCCACCAGCGAACGAGUCGCACGAUCAGUAUGCACAUUUGAAUCGUGGCGAAGGGGAUAGAGAGCCUAGUGAUAAUUCAACAAAUAGGAUACAGUCUACAGCGCAUAAUGAGGACGCUGAUUUGGAUGAUGUAAAUUUGGGCGGCGGUUCCAAUAAUCAACAAUCCGGCCUGGGCGGUGCUGGUGGCCAACAGCAGCCGGUGUUCGCGAUGCCACCGCCACCACAAGCCGCCGGCGCCACUGGCGUGAAUCCAUUCACGGGCGCACCGGUUGCCGCUGCAACAGAGAAUACAUCGCUCAACGCUACAGAACAGCCGACAUAUACGCCAGAUAUGGUACACCAAAAAUAUUAGACGCAUUCAGCAACAAAAACAAAACAAUCAGUUAUCAGAAAUAAUUUGCGCAAAUCAAGCUUCAUAACAGCUGACGUCCAUCAACUUUACACAUUUAUUUAAAAACACAUUUUUUUGCCAAAUGCAUAUAAAUACCGCAAAGCUAAAAGAACACACAAAAUUAUUUCUUCUUAUUAAUAAAGCACAUUGUGCACUUCAUUUUACAUAUAAACGUACAUAUGUGUAAAUUACCUUAAAUUGUAUUGUGAUUUUCGAACUACAUAAUUUUCCUUUUAUUUUGCUAUUUUAUUUAAUUAUAUUUUUAAAAUAUGGAAAACGAUUAAUUUAUACAAAACCAAAUAUUUAGUGGACAUAUUUAAGCAAACAUUGAGGCAAUUAAGUGAUUAGGUUACAAAAAUGCCUAGAAGCAUGCGUAAAUGGUGUUCGAAAAUGUAAAAAUUGCGUAAAAAGAUUUUUCGAACACAGAAUUAUUUGAUUGCAUUGUAGUUACCGCAUAUUUACAACUAUUUUUCCAUUAUAUCUAUUAGUUGUAGUGCAGCUUUGUUUAAUUAUUUCAAAUCAAUUGCGAAAAUAGUUGUAGACACACAGUUAUACUUGUACCCACACAUAUGUAUAUUAAAUUAUUGUAAUUUAAUUUGAAAAUUUUUUGAAGCAGUAGUUAAAUAACAUUUUUCGAAAAUUUGAACAUAAAUUUUUCGAAAUGCGAAUUCUGAAAUUUUCGAACUAAAAUUGUUAAAUUUUAUUUUUGUAUUCUUGUGCUUUUUUCGUUUUAAAACAUUAAAAUAUUGCCAUAUUUGCAUAAUAUUUUCUUAGUUUAAUAAUAUUAAUAAAUUUAAUAUAUUAAUAUUUUCGAAAUUUAAAUUCUGAAAUUUUCGCACCAAAAAUUUUGUUUUUAAUUUUUAUAUUCUUCUGCUUUUUUCGUUUUCAAAAAUUUGCAGACAAAUUUUUGCUUACCUUUCAAUACAGCAUCGACAUUCAUAUAAAAUAAUUAUGUAAUAAUACAAUUAUUAAUUCUACACAUUCUUAAAUAUAUGAUCAGUAAAAGACAAUGCGUUGUGUGCUGCUUCUUUCAUUAAAUAUAUACAUACAUACUUAUAUUUAUAUAUACUAUAUGUAUACAUUUAUAUUUUUUUCUAUAGGUACGUUAUAAGUAACAUUUUCUGUGUCACUUUUUCGCAAAUUCGCUUUACGUAGUUGAAAAAAUGAGUUUUAAAAAAUUAUUAUAUGCAAAGUAUUAAAAUUUAAUUUAAUUAAAAAAUAUUGAUUAGUAGACCAUUUUUAAAAUUGAUUUAUAAAAUUUAAAAUAUUGUAGAAAAAAGCCAUAUAAAAGCUUUUAAAGUGACUUUAAAAAUUAUUUAACAUUUUUCUCAAACCAAAAAACAAAAUAAUAAUAAUUAUCCAAAAUAAAGUAAAAUAAAAAAUAAAUACAUAAAAAAUACAGUAAUUUUAAUUUUUAAGUGGAAUAGAAAGCUGAACAUUUUUUAUGUGUAUACAAAUUUCAAAAUAAAAAAUUUAGUUUCUAAAAAUAUUUUCUAUUAAAAAAAUUUAUUUAACAAAAACAUAUAUUUUAAAUGAUUUUGCUUAAAUCAAAAUAUUAUUCUAUACGUUUUUUUAUAUUCAUUUAAUAUGUGUUUUCUCGCAUUCUACUAUAAAUUCGAUUUUUUUUAUUAUAUGUAAAUUCACUUUUCCACACAUAUUUUUUCAUACAAUUAACAAAAUAAAAAAAAGCACUUACAUUUUUAAAUUUUCAAGUAUAAAAUUUUCAGAGAAAUACACUAUAGAAAUUUUGAGACAACAUUAACAGUCAAGCGUUAAAAAAAAAUAAAUGCAAAAUAAUAACAAAAAAACAUUUUUUACUAUAUUAAAUUUUUUUUAUAUAAUUUUUAUGUUAAAAGUUUUAUGAUUCCAUUAUAUAAAAUUUUUUUAUGAAUAAAUAAAAAAGUUAUUUUAUUUUUAACGGUAUUUUUUAGUAUCUUGAAAAAUUUAUUUGCAUUCAAUAAUAAAAUUUUGAAAUAUUUAAAAUUUUUGAAAGAAAUUCAUUUAAAAAAUUUAAAAAAAUCGACACUUGAUCAAUUCAAUGCAUACAAAUCAAAUUUCCUUGCUAUAAACUAGCAUAAUUGUAUUGUAUAUAAAAGUAAUUGAAUAUGUAUACAAAAACAAAAACUACAAAAAUUAAAAAUAUAUUUAAAAAAUUGCAAGCAGUAGUUUAUAAUACAGCAACUUUAAUAUGAAAUAAAAUUAACUACUUUAGAAAAUAAAAUUAAGAAAAAAAAAAUAUUAAAAAAACAACAACAAUAUUUUAUGUUUAGUAACUACAAUGAAUGCUGACGUUAAUGUUAUAUAAACCAAAAUACGAUGAAAUCCAUUAAAUGAUAUUCCAAUGAACUACAUACACAAAUACAUACAAACAUAUACUUAUAUACAUACAUACAUAUUUUAUGAUAAUAUUUACUUAAAGUAAUAUCUAAUAUAAUAAAACAGUGCUAUACUAUGUAAAUGACAUACCCACACACAUAUUUGAAGUUAAUUUGAUUCAAUACAAUAAAAUUCAUAAGAUAAUAAAAAAAAAUUAAAAUUUGAUAAAAAAAAUGUAUCAUCCAUAUGGCAACAUUUUGUAGUUUUUGCAAGGAAAAUGAGAAAAAUAUGCAAAAAAUAGUUUGCAUUACACCGUUAUGUUGUUAGUGUAGAGCUUUUGGGCAUUUGAAACGAUUCUACAGUUUUACACUAAAAGAAAAACUUUGUACAAACGGUUGUAAGGAACUAAGAACCGAUCUCAAGAAAAUUUUCGCUAACCAAAAUGGAAUACAAUUGAGGAAAGUGAGUUGAAAAACUUGCAGUUAGCAACUAAACUUUUUAAAAUUUCGUUUUUAACCCUAGAUCAAACUGUAAAAACGCUAAUAAUGAAAUCGUGCAUGUAAGUACACUAGCAUACUAUAAUAACGGUUAACUGUUAUUUCACGAACUAAUUUGUAAAAAAAAAAACCAAAACUACAGUUGAUUUCCAGAAUAGUAUUAAAAUAGUUCUCAAAAAAUAUUAAAAAUAAAAAGAUUUAUCCAAUUCCUUAACAGUACGAAGGGUGUAAACACAUUCAAGCAAACACAAUAUUUUAUAUUUUAAAUAGAUAGCCUAAAAAAUAUAGAAAUAUUAGACCUUGAGUGAACCUUGUGCAAUAUAUUCAUGUAUACUAGCAUAUAAAAAUUACUAUAAUUUUUUGAACCAUCUUGAAAAACGUUUUUCAGCCAACAAAAUUUCAAAAAGAAAAAAAACCACAAAUAAUAUUAAUUGCGUAGCGCACGUCCAAUGGGUUCAGAAAAUUGUACCUAACUAUAGUACAGUCUAAGGAAAAAAUUUUGAACAGUAUCUACUUUAAUUGCUGAACAGACUAAAAUUUAUUAAUAUGUAUGAUUGAUACAUAAAAAAGCCUGGCAUUUUAUUUUGUUUUUUAAAAAUUUGUAUAUUUUUUAAAUUUUGAUCAGUUUUAGUUUUAAAAAUUUUUAUAUUAUUUUGAACUCAAAACAAGGAUUUAUGACUUAAAUUAUUUUUAUUUGAUAUAUUACUAUUUUUUUUGAUUUUUUAUAUUAUUAUUAAUUUUCCUUUUUUUUAAAUUUUUUUAUAAUAAUUUGAAUAUAAAAAAAAACUAAAAAAAUUUUUUUUUUAAUAUUUAAUUGUUUCAAUUUCUUUUUUCAUUUUUUUAAAUUUAAUAAUUAAUAAUUUAAUUUUUUUAGUUUUUAAACUUUGAUUUUUUAAUUUUUAAUUCUAUUUUUGUUCCAAAACUUUGGUUAUUAGGCCUACCAAAAAAUUAAAAAUAAUUCGUUUGUUAUUGUAGUAUUUAUUAUUGCAUAAAAGACCUGGUCUUUUUUGUAAAGUUUUUAAAUGUUAAAUUUUUGUAUGUUUUAGUUUUUUUGUUAUAUUUUUUCAAUUUAUUUUUAGUUUUCUAGUAUUUUGUUUUUUUUAUGAUUGCUUAAAGAAAAAAAUUAGCGUGUUUUAAAUUUUAUUAUUUAUUAUUAUUAUUGAUCGAAUGCUGUUAAUUCAAUUAAUUUUUUUUAAGUAAUUUUUUAUAGACUUUAUUUAUGUUAAAUUGUAUUAUAAAAUAUUUCAACCAAUAUAAUAUUAUUUUUAAUAUAAAUUUAAUUUGAUUACUUUAUUGAUAAUUUACAAUAUGUAUUCAUUACUUUACUCAUUAUUCUUAAUUUAUCUGUACAACCAUUUACCAACCGAAUCGAGCAUUCUAAAACUAAAUUUAAUAAAAAAUUGUUAGCAGUUACCAAGUAACAAUAACAAAGACAGAACAACAACCACACAAAUGUUCCAUAUUUGAAAAAUAAAAUUUAUUCUCCCUCAAUAGUUAUUUCAAAGCGCAAAAACACAUAACUAGCU
Messenger RNA from Bactrocera oleae (olive fruit fly), 5428 nucleotides. RefSeq names its product Cysteine string protein (gene Csp). Gene Ontology annotation, cellular component: type Is terminal bouton. The record is from RefSeq and is a predicted model, not a curated record. Gene Ontology annotation, biological process: regulation of neuromuscular synaptic transmission. Lineage: Eukaryota; Metazoa; Arthropoda; Insecta; Diptera; Tephritidae.